Molecule: messenger RNA, 690 nt
Organism: Lolium perenne
Lineage: Eukaryota; Viridiplantae; Streptophyta; Magnoliopsida; Poales; Poaceae
Source: RefSeq, a predicted model, not a curated record
AUGGUAUGGCUCUGCGGCAAGAGGCUCGUGUAUACCAAUAACCAGGGGAUGGUCGUCAAUGGUGUCUGCUCAAACUUCCUCUGGUUGACUCGCACAAACCCACCCCAAAAAAUCCCCACCUCCUACCUCCCCGACGGCGCCCCACCACCCCUCCUCCCCAGCCGCGCCGCACCACCUCCUCCCGCGACAGCCCACCACCUCCUUCCGGGCGGCGCCCCACCACCUUCCCCCGGCGGGCGCCCUCCACCUCCUCCCCAGCGGCGCCCCCACCACCUCCCCCGGCGGCACCCCACCACCUCCUUCCCGGCGGCACCCGACCACCUUCCCUGGCGGGGGCCCUCCACCUCCUCCCCGGCGGCGCUCCUCCACCUCCUCCACGGCGGCACCCCACCACCUUCCCCUGGCGGGGGCCCUUCACCUCCUCCCCGGUGGCGCUCCUCCACCUUCUCCCCGGCGGCGCUCCUCCACCUCCUCCACGGCGGCACCCUACCACCUUACCCCGGCGGCGGCCCAACACCUCCUCCCUGGCGGCGCCCCACCUCCUCCUGCCCGGCGACGCCCCAGGACCUCCUCCCUGUUGGCGCCCCACCACCUCCUCUCCGGCGGCGCCCCACCACCUCCUUCAACACCGGCGGCGCCUUCAACUCCAUCCUUCCCCUGCAUCCACGCGAGUCCCAUCCGCGCCUCUGA